ACUUUGUGCUCACACUCAGCUGUCUGCGCCAGGCCCACAGAUUACUUUCUGACAUUGUAGCAAUAAGAAUACCACUGGCGGAUCAGCGAGAAACUCGACAACACAGGAGGAUAUCAUGACGUCCCUACGACAGAUUGACGCUCCUGAGAUAUCCAUAGAAGAAAUUGGAAGAUUGUACAAGGGUCGAAUGGCCGAUGUACUUGACGUGAUCGCUCGCCACAUCUCAGGCAGAAAAGGGGCUGCAGUCGCUAGAAGCGCCAUUCAACAAACUCGCGGGUCCACAACAGCCAAGAAGCCGUAUGCUGACCUGGAUGCUGAUGCGCUGUUUACCAGCGUCCGGCGAGCGGAGUCUCGUCUCACGAACGGUCGCGUUUUGUUUACGGGCGCGCAAACCGCCCGGAUGGAACAGAUGCAGCCCUUGAAAAGUCUCGAACGCGAGAAGGGAGAGAUGCAGGCGAAACUCGCGGAGAAGCGGACGACAGUCGUCCUACUCUCCGUCCUGGAGCGGAAAGCCAAGAUACGCAAUGAACGCUUUGCUGAGAUUGCGAGAUUACUCGACGAACUCCGUCGUAGGAGCGCCAAUAUGACGCAGACUCAUGUUGAAACGAUCCCUCAUCUAAGAGGCCCUACUAAGAGUCGAACCACGGAGCACACGCGAGACGCACUUGCGGCUUUGCAAGCUCACGCCCUGCGUGCUUCACGCCUUUCUCUGCAACCCAACGAUUCAGUACUGCCUUCACGGGUGAACAAAGCCAAGCAACGUCUCCUCUUGGCCGUCGCAAGAUCGAUGAACGCAUCUGCAGAUGAUGACGAGGUUGCGACAAUGUUUCAAGCGCUGCGCGCUGCUGCGGAGGCCCAAGCUCGACUGGCCGUGCAAUAUCACAGUCCUCUUCCCUCGGAACCGGAUGGAGCGGAAGACUUACGAGAUCUGUCACGGCGUUUGGAUGAAAAAGAAAACCAACUGCACGAUCUCGUUAAUCAGUCCGCGGCGUUGACCCUAGCAUGCGCACAAUCAUUUCAAAUGUUGACGGAAUUCGCCAAUGAGGCCCUGCCUGCUUUGCGGGACGCGUUGCACGACGAGUCCAACAGCGCUCAAGGACAUCUAGACAUACUGCGGCUUUCCGUAGUCAAUCGCAGCAGAGCAUCUGAAGUCCCUGCGCACGCAGGUGUGAGUAGUGGCCUGGUUUGUGACAGACUAUAUCUCAAUUGGCAUCGAACUUCAAUAUCGAUCCAGGCCUUCGAGGAAGCAUUGCAUUUGAUACGCCGACGAGCCGCCGAAUCGCAACAGAUUGACCUGUUCCUUGCGCAAGCCGGAACCCUUAUCGCUCCAGGACCUGAGAACCGGUAUAAAAACCAAACGCUCAUCAGUAAUCAUAUCAAGGAAGACAUGGAGGUGUCGGAGCGCGUUGGCAAGUUGCUGGAGCGCAAGAUGAAGAAGACGGAAGCGGGCCGCCUCCUUGUUGAAGACAUUGAGAGGCUAGUAGGAGAGGUUGGUAUCAUCGCUGGGUCGCACAUCUGAUAGAGGUUGUACACUUCUGUUUCCGAUUGAUCAAUAGAGUAUAUUUGGUAGAGCCUAGGGCGAAAUUCCUUGGGCUACUUGACGGUCGCUCG
Messenger RNA from Dichomitus squalens LYAD-421 SS1, 1611 nucleotides. RefSeq lists its product as uncharacterized. The coding region runs from base 116 to 1519 and encodes 467 amino acids. The transcript is spliced from 12 exons. The record is from RefSeq and is a predicted model, not a curated record. Lineage: Eukaryota; Fungi; Basidiomycota; Agaricomycetes; Polyporales; Polyporaceae.